AUGUGGCGGGGAACUGUGUUGCUGCUGCUGCUGGCUUCAUCCAGCCAGGUGUGUCUAGCUACAGGUGAGGUGCGAACUGACGUGGGAGAUGUUGCAGCUGAUGAGUCAGGCAUCAUCUUACCAGGGGACUUGUUGUGGACAACAGACUGCAAGUCGCUGACCGCUUGUGCCGUCACAUGCAUGACUGACCACAACACUGCGACUUUCACGGUGUCAUCGAGGACGACAUCCAUGGGUAAAACAACCUUACCUGCAAAAAUAAAUACCACUCCUGACAUAUUUGACAAUACAUCUUUAUCAAUAACAACCCCAGCAACAAACACUUCUAAACCAACACACACAACAUGUAGUACAACCAACAACACAACUAUAACAACAACUGCAACAUCCGAUGACAGUCCUGAAACACCAGCGACAGCCGACAUAGAAACGACACCUCUGGUGGUCAGCACCCUUGCAACAUCAACCACAUUAUCAACGACCUUGCCAUCGUCAGUGAUAACUGACACACUUGAUAAAAGCGAUCACACACCUGUGACAACCACCACUUCACAGGAGUCAGGUGAAUCUGUACCUGUAAGAGAUCCACCCGCUUCUGUCAGCAGCUCACCUGUAAACGUGACCACAUCUGCUUUAGAUACAGUACUUGUUACAAUUAACGAUACACCCGUAAGAUCAGACACCUCACAGGAGACCAAUUCAGUUACAUCUACAAAUGAUAUAUUUGUUAACAUCAACAACAUACCUGUAGCAACCGACUCUCCAGACACGAAGAUAUUUUCAGGAGAAUAUACAAGCUUGAUUGGACAGAUGACUACAUCGACUUUAGCAAUAAGAAGCUCUGUAGAGAAAAGAUCGUCUACAACCACAGUCAUAUCGCCUACAGCCACAAUAACAACAACACCUGUGAUUGUUAACUACUCACCUGAAGUAACCAGCUACCCUGGAACAACCAUGCCAGUAGAUACAUCUAGAACACCUGCCGGAGUUAUCAAUCCACCUGUCACGACGACUUCCACGCCAGCAUCUACGUCGUUAGAGAUACCUACAGCACAAGCGGGUAUUAACAACAGGUCUACACCAGUAACAACCACACCCACAUCCUCCACAACCACAUCAACACCCACGACCACAUCAACCAUACCCACAACUACAACAACGACCUUACGCAACGACCUGACUUCUUCAACAACAACAACAACUACUACUACGACUAAACUGACAACGCCUGCGUUGACAUGGAGUCAAAGGUUGUGUCGCUGUCACUCCGCUAGCAUCCAGGAAGGACUGACCGACAGUAUCCCAGGGCCACACGCCAGACUGUAUGAGUUUGUACAGAGAGUGGAACCAGGUGAUGGUGACUCACAAGCCAGCCAGACCGGACAAGGAGAUACGAGCACACAACGCAGCCAGACCGGACAAAGUGUUGAAAGCACUGAAAACAAUCAUGCAGGACAAAGCGAUAUCACCACACAAAGCAGCCAGGUCAGAAUAAGUGAUGAGAUCACCCCAAGCAAUGAAGAUAGAAAGGUUGAUGAGAGCACGCAGGGUGGCCAAAGGUCACCUGCAUACGCUGCGCCUACCACGAUAAACACCCUCACAUCCCUGACUCCAUCAACAACUCAAACAGCCAGCACAUCGCCAACAACUGCGUCUGUGUCAAGUAGCACCAGCAUCACCAGUCUCACAGCUACUGCUAGUAGUCCAACUGGAGAAUGGCUGUACAAGACAUGUACCAACGACUCCUGGUGCCACGGUCAGUAUGAUCUCAACACACUGUGUGUCAACAACUUCUGUGUAUGUAAGCCUGGCUUCUAUUACUCCACUGGAGGAAACACCUGUGUUAGUACUUGCUUGGACAAGGAUGUUCUGAACGGUACGCUGGACUAUCCUAACCACGUCAUCAUCUUUCCACUAAUACCAUCGAUGUCUCCGGCUGAUUCUCUCGAUGUUUGUAAAGACGCGUGUUACUCUAACGUCCGCUGCCGUUUCUUCAAUUACUGUAAAACAAUUAAAGAGUGUUUUUUUUUCAUCCUCACAUCGACAACCGUGACCUGGUCCAGUCUUCAACCAUCCACUAACUGCAGUCUCUACAUCAGGACCUGCGCAUGAGUGCAACACGAUACAGGAACGAUCAUGAUGUCAAAAAUACUGAAAUACGGAAAUAACUGGGUUCAGUGCUGAAGGGGCGAAUGUUCGAAGUGCUCCGAAGUCCCCAUGUACACUUAUCUUUUCCACAUCAAGACUUUUCCCAUCGUAGUUUUGAAAUGUGGUGGAUCAGCAUCAAACGGGAAAUUGGCGGGUGGUGGUGGUGAAGGGGUGGGCUCAUGAAAACCGCAGACGACAAGCGAAGGCCAUCCAAACACAUGGAAAAUGUGUCGAAGCUCUUAAAUCUAUAUCUUAAAUCUAUAGUAUACAUACUGUAGUAUUUUAUAAUACCAACAUUUUAUCUUUUAAUACCAUAAAUGUACAUAAUUUCUUUUUUUUAAGUUAAACUAAAUACAAAGUUUAAGUUUUAAAAAAAGCGAAAGCCAGUCAGCGACACACAGACUAGAAAUUUAGAAAUAUAAUUAUGAUAGUAUAUAAUAUGUGGCACAAACAGUUGUAGUAUAAUAAUUUCCUUCUUCAUUUAACACGCUUUGGUUGCUCAGUUCUACAUUUAGUUUUCACUCGUUAUUUGUGCUUCUCGGAAUCUAAGAUUUUAAAAAUGGUAACAAAAUUGUCAACAUUACUGGCAUGUUCC
Molecule: messenger RNA, 2743 nt
Organism: Pomacea canaliculata
Lineage: Eukaryota; Metazoa; Mollusca; Gastropoda; Architaenioglossa; Ampullariidae
Product: mucin-5AC-like
Exons: 5
Coding region: 1-2112 (703 amino acids)
Source: RefSeq, a predicted model, not a curated record